Pseudophryne corroboree (corroboree frog) is the source of this 1182-nucleotide messenger RNA. RefSeq names its product RAB5A, member RAS oncogene family (gene RAB5A). The record is from RefSeq and is a predicted model, not a curated record. Bases 316 to 966 code for a protein of 216 amino acids. Gene Ontology annotation, biological process: vesicle-mediated transport. The transcript has 6 exons. NCBI's taxonomy places the organism in Eukaryota, Metazoa, Chordata, Amphibia, Anura, Myobatrachidae. Gene Ontology annotation, molecular function: GTP binding; GTPase activity.
AGGACAGAGACACUCAACCACAGCCGCCACACCGACUGUGUGUGUAGGAAGUUUUUCCCAGCGGCUCGCCGUACCCAUGAUGAUGAUGUCAUGGAGAUCAUGUGAUUGGGCCAGACCGGAGUCACCGAGCUGCAGCCCGGCAGGAAGCUGGCAGAGAGCAGGGAGAGGCAGGACUGGAGGCCGUUUCCCUGAUAUGCGGCUGCCGUGAGUGUCCACGCGACUCCCCGAUUACAAGAAGGAUAAGCGAUUGCAGAACCUCUUUGCUUCGUGGACUGUUGUAUAUAAAUACAGAGACUUGCCUUUCAAAAUUUAAAUAUGGCUAAUCGAGGAGGAGCCACCAGACCCAAUGGACCAAAUGCUGGGAAUAAAAUCUGUCAGUUCAAGCUCGUCCUCUUAGGAGAGUCAGCGGUGGGAAAGUCCAGCCUAGUGCUGCGUUUUGUAAAGGGACAGUUUCACGAAUUCCAAGAAAGCACAAUCGGAGCCGCAUUUCUCACCCAGACGGUCUGCCUUGAUGAUACAACAGUAAAGUUUGAAAUUUGGGAUACAGCUGGUCAGGAAAGAUACCACAGCCUAGCUCCAAUGUACUACAGGGGAGCCCAAGCUGCAAUAGUUGUAUAUGACAUCACGAAUGAGGAAUCAUUUGCAAGAGCAAAGAACUGGGUGAAAGAACUUCAGAGACAAGCAAGCCCUAAUAUUGUAAUAGCUUUGUCUGGUAACAAAGCAGAUCUGGCUUCCAAGCGAGCUGUGGACUUUCAGGAGGCUCAGGCUUAUGCAGAUGAUAAUAGCUUGUUGUUUAUGGAGACUUCUGCCAAAACAUCCACAAAUGUGAAUGAAAUAUUCAUGGCAAUAGCCAAGAAGCUUCCCAAGACUGAACCACAGACUGGUGGAGGCAACACUGUCAGAGGAAGAGGAGUAGACCUUACCGAAACUGCACAACCUAGCAAAAGUCAAUGCUGUAGUAACUAAGCCUUCAUGUACUUUUAAACUGUAUUGAUAUUCUCUUGCUUCCUAAUUGUUAAAAUAACAAUUGAGUGUUUAACCUUUUCAGCCUCGGUGCCGACCCUUCAACGCAAUGCGUUACAAGUCUCCCUGGCAGUAAUUACAAUAACAUGCCCAGUAAAAACUUUAAAGGGAGAGAGAGACUUUGCAGUGUUGUCUCACUCGUAAUACAGCGUCCUUUAA